AUGUCUCGGGUUCGAUUUGGAGUCCUCUGCAUCCCAUUUCAAGUCAUUGACGUUGUUGGCCCCUUAGACCUCCUCUCUUCGACCUCGUCUAGCUACCUGGGCGCCAUGCAGCAAGUAAGCGGAUUCCCGAUAGAGAUUGCCCAGAGAGGCAACAAUAUUGAAUUCGUCUACAUUGGCGAGUCUUUAGAGGCAGUAGCGGGGACAGCUUCUAUCAAGAUACAGCCUACUACUACUUGCGCCGACUGCCCGCGACUGGACUACUUACUCAUUGGCGGACCGUGGCCCGACUUCUUCAUGAACGUGCCCCCAACCUUCACCGACUUUGUCCGCAGCCGAGUCGACGAGCUCAAAGGCAUUUUCACCACUUGCACUGGUGCUAUCGUUGCUGCAAUGAUUGGGAUCCUCGAUGGGAAGACCGCUACAACCAAUCACCAGUUUAUUUCCAUGGCUGUCAAGCUAAGACCCGAGGUCAAAUGGACGACAAAGCAGCAAUGGAUUACCGAUGGAAAAUUUUGGACUGCUGGAGGAGCCUGCGCAGGGAUGGAUAUGUUUGCGCAUUGGGUGAGCGAGCAUUAUGGAUGCGAUGUGGCCGAAGCUGGUUGGGCCGCUCUGGAUUACGAACCUCGAGAUGUGAACGGUAAACUGAUUCCACUCAAAGCAGGGUUGAAGGAAUGGCGAAAGGCUAGACCUGCAUUGCCUUAG
Molecule: messenger RNA, 702 nt
Organism: Exophiala aquamarina CBS 119918
Lineage: Eukaryota; Fungi; Ascomycota; Eurotiomycetes; Chaetothyriales; Herpotrichiellaceae
Exons: 1
Coding region: 1-702 (233 amino acids)
Source: RefSeq, a predicted model, not a curated record